Messenger RNA from Closterium sp. Yama58-4, 516 nucleotides. NCBI's taxonomy places the organism in Eukaryota, Viridiplantae, Streptophyta, Zygnematophyceae, Desmidiales, Closteriaceae. The record is from the annotation of a GenBank genome assembly.
AUGUCCCCUCAAAAGGAAGGGCCCCUGUCAGUCACAGCAACAGUGGGUCUUUGUGCUCAACACCUCCUCUCGUCUUCCCCUUUCCCCCCUCCUCCCAGCCUUCUAGCAGCAGUGAAUAAUCGUCGCGCACGACUUCUCCCCCUCUACCUCGCCAAUGCGCAUCUCACCACUGUGGGCCUCAUUCUCUCCUCUGGCCUGCUGAAAGAGGGGGCGAGGGGGGGCCUGGGGGAGUGGGGGGAUGAGGAGGCGGAGAAUGUGGAAGGCAACAGCAGCGAGCAGAGAGGGGAAGGUGUGGGGCGAGGAGUCGGGGGAGGAGAUAAGGGAGGAGUGGAAAAGGGGGAAUGGAGGGACCAGGCAGAGGAUAUGGCAGUGUUGGCUUUCGAAGCAUUGAAGGAGAGUGCAGCGAUCCAGAAAAGGGAGCUGGGGAAGGAUCACCCUGCUGUGGCCAAGACUCAUGCGCUCGCUGCUGAUGUGUACUGGCAGAUAGGGCAGACGGAGGAGGCUGAGGUAGGGUGA